This is a messenger RNA of Xiphophorus couchianus (Monterrey platyfish), 2086 nucleotides long. RefSeq names its product tektin 4 (gene tekt4). Gene Ontology annotation, cellular component: nucleus; sperm flagellum; microtubule cytoskeleton. The record is from RefSeq and is a predicted model, not a curated record. Gene Ontology annotation, biological process: cilium movement involved in cell motility; cilium assembly. The transcript is spliced from 7 exons. Bases 179 to 1513 code for a protein of 444 amino acids. NCBI's taxonomy places the organism in Eukaryota, Metazoa, Chordata, Actinopteri, Cyprinodontiformes, Poeciliidae.
UUUGUUGCCUCUGGAAGUUGCCAUCCACUCCUCUCUUCUUAUCUGUCACUCGAUCUCCUCCUGCAAACGUGUAACUAUAGGCAACAGCAAACAAACUCUCUGGUUUCUAAAGGGUUGCUUUCACUCCUGCACCGAUUGUCCUGCUGGUUGAUUUUUCUUUUAACUGCACUGUCAGAAAAUGAGUUCAGAAAUCAUUGUGUCUCGGCCGCAUUAUGACAGCAGAGCUGCAGCCCAAGGAGUCCACCAGAAAAGUCCGCCUUUAGAGCAGGAAGUGCCGCAGGCAUCCUCGGGCUCAGCCACUGCUGGGUAUCGCUCUGCUAAAUACACUCCUGCUGAAUGGUUCUCCAAUUACCAAACCAUCCUUGAACAGGCUGGUACCAACCACAGAGACGCCCAGAACAUCCAGCAGGAGUCCAGAACCUUGAGCCAGGACACUGAGGCUGCAGCUUUGAAGACCCAGGCCACAGGAACACGUCUUCUUGGAGAGAGACUCCAGGAGAUCCACUCCUGGAAGUCUGAGCUGCAGCGGCACAUCGAGCUACUGCAGGCCGACACGAAGUCACUGCUGAUGGUGAAGAAGCGGCUGGAGAGGGCGCUGGAUGCCACCGAGACUCCUUAUGCCAUCGCCACCGAUAAUUUGACCUGCAGAGCAAGAAGACUGGGAGCAGAGCUGGUCAGAGACACGGUGGAGGAGGAGCUGCUGAAGGAGGUGGACUUGAUCAGGAGUAUUCAGGCUCUUCUGAAGAAAACUGCAGCUCAGGUUGGCACUCAGAUCAAGAGGAACCAAGAUGUCCAACAAACAUUAGAGAUGGACUGGUCUGAUAAGUGUCAGGCCUACAGCUUUGAUGACGCCUGUGGAAGAAACCAUAACAUGAGUCCAGACACACAGCAGCACCCCAGUUCUGCUACCAUGCAGGAGCACGUUUCUACCCCCUCAUCAUGGACAAAGUUUACUCAAGACAACCUGUCAAUGGCCCUGCAGGAGGAUCAUGCCACCAAGAGUCUCAGAAUGCUUGUGGAGCAAAUGCUGCAGGACACCACUGAGGAUCUGAGGGUCCAAUGCGGCAGCGUGGAGCGAGCCUUCAGCCUGCACUGUGAGGACCUUAUUGAGGCCAAGACCCAGCUGGAGAUGAAGCUAGCUCAGACUUUGGAGCAAAUUGGUGCCCAGGAGAAGAACAUUGAGGUCCUACAGCGGGCCAUCCACAACAAAGAGGCUCCACUGAGGGUGGCUCAGUCCAGACUCUACCUUCGCUCUCUCAGACCAAACAUGGAGCUCUGCAGGGACCAACCCCAGCUCAGUUUGGAAGGAGAAGUGAGGCAGAUUGAUGCCUCCUUGGAGUCUCUGAAGCAGAAGCUGAGUGAAGCCAGGAGCUCCCUGUCCCAUCUGGAGGAGUCAAGGAUGGCUCUUGAGAAGGACAUAAACUGUAAAACCAAUUCACUGUUUAUUGAGAGGGAAAAGUGCAUGAUUCACCGUAAACGAUAUCCAACUCUCUCAGUACUCUCAGGAUACUGAACUUGACUUCAUAACUUGGGAUUGUUCUGCUUGACAGUUUGAAUAGUAUCAUGUGAAAAGUUAAAAUCUUGGAACAUUGUUUUAUAACCCAAGUCUUUUAUCUCCACAACUUUAUUCCUGACCUGUUUGUUGUUUUUCUAAAGGCUCAAACGUUCUCAGGCACAUUGUGUCACUGUGACUCCAUGCACACUGUCUGUAGAGGGUUGAAAUUUCAUAAUCAAGGGUAUUGAUUUACUAAAUUUCUCCCAACAAAUUCCUUCAUUUCUCACAAUUUCAGCCAUGGCAUCAACAAAGAAGGAGGAUGUUUGACACAGAGUAUGUGUACUAAGUUGUAAAAAUUGACCUUUGUUCUCUUUGAGUGGACAAAGGUGCUCUUGAGUAACUUCAACAAAAUUAAGUAUGCCUGAGUAUGUGGGAGCCUUUAGUCUUCUUGAUGCUGUUGCUCAUUAUUGCUCUCUAACAAACGGCUAAAGUCUUCAAAUAAAACACUUUUUUUCUUCCACUUCACUAUUUUUGAACUGUUCUAUGAAAUAAAAUCACAUUACAAUAAAAUUUUGCUUGUUUGUAACUUGA